Messenger RNA from Dendrobium catenatum, 1254 nucleotides. RefSeq names its product aspartic proteinase nepenthesin-1-like. The coding region runs from base 6 to 1247 and encodes 413 amino acids. NCBI's taxonomy places the organism in Eukaryota, Viridiplantae, Streptophyta, Magnoliopsida, Asparagales, Orchidaceae. Gene Ontology annotation, molecular function: aspartic-type endopeptidase activity. Gene Ontology annotation, cellular component: extracellular region. The transcript has 2 exons. Gene Ontology annotation, biological process: proteolysis. The record is from RefSeq and is a predicted model, not a curated record.
CAGCCAUGUCACGUUUUCUUCCAUUACUUGUCCUACUCUCCCCCGCAGCACUUCUCUUCCUCCUACCUCGUUGCACCUCCCUACCUCUCCGAAUCAACCUCACCCAUAUAGAUUCCAAAUCUCCCAACCUCUCCAUGGACGAUCGCAACCUGCGAGCAGUUAAGCGCAGCAAGAUCCGCAUGGAAUUCAUUUCCUCUACGCUAUCAACGUCCUCAGUCGACGUCAGCACCACCGUCCACUUUGCCAACGACGAGUACACGGCGGACUUCGCCAUCGGCACCCCUCCCGUUUCCGUCACCGCCAUCCUCGACACAGGCAGCGACCUCAUAUGGACUAAGUGCGAGACAGGUUCCUCUUACAAUCCCUCCGCUUCUUCCACAUACUCCUCUCUCCCUUGUGGCUCCAACUUUUGCCAGGACUCCAUUACGUCCUGCUCCGAUGGUAGCACAUGCAGUUUUCACGUCCCUUACGGCAGCGCCACCGUCGACGGAACCAUGGCCACCGAAACCUUCUCCUUCGGCGGUACAGAUGUACCAGGCUUAGCUUUCGGAUGCAGCAACUCGGAAAUGGGAUCUGCGACGAUGUUCUCCAGCCUUUUGGGUAUGGGUGGAGGACAGCUCUCCCUCAUCUCUCAGCUCGGCUCGGGGAAGUUUUCCUACUGCCUCACUACUCACGACCAAUCGGCCAUUACCAGCCCUCUUCUCCUCGGAUCCCUAGCAACUCCAGAUCCUUCUGCUCAGUCCUCGCCUUUAGUCCAAAACCCUAAUAUUCCAACUUACUACUACCUAUCUCUCCAAGGAAUAACUGUGGGUUCUACUCUGCUCUCCAUCCCGAGCUCCGCCUUCGCAAUUUCAUCAGAUGGCAGAGGCGGGCUUAUCAUCGACUCGGGCACAAGCUUCACCAUUUUGGUCGCUUCUGCCUAUGAUGUUUUGUCGCAGGAGUUUCAGUCGCAGAUGGGAUUGCCGGUGGUGACGGGGCAAAACUUUGAUCUCUGCUUCUCGACUCCUUCGGAUGGGUCUUUUCAGCCGCCGAAGCUUAUAUUUCAUUUUGAAGGCGCUGAUAUUGAUUUGCCGGAGAAUAACUAUUUGGUUCGUGAUGGGGGAGGCAGCGUAGUGUGUCUGGCUAUAUUGCAAGGCAGCGAAGAUCUCUCCCUGUUUGGCAACUUUCAGCAGCAGAACAUGCAUAUUGUUUAUGAUGUCCAAGAAGGGAAGAUUUCCUUCGCGCCUGCUCAAUGCGAAAACUUGUAGACACCUG